This is a messenger RNA of Opisthorchis viverrini, 1254 nucleotides long. RefSeq lists its product as hypothetical. The record is from RefSeq and is a predicted model, not a curated record. The transcript is spliced from 5 exons. The coding region runs from base 1 to 1254 and encodes 417 amino acids. Gene Ontology annotation, molecular function: isopentenyl-diphosphate delta-isomerase activity. NCBI's taxonomy places the organism in Eukaryota, Metazoa, Platyhelminthes, Trematoda, Opisthorchiida, Opisthorchiidae. Gene Ontology annotation, biological process: isopentenyl diphosphate biosynthetic process. Gene Ontology annotation, cellular component: cytoplasm.
AUGCGCUUUCUUAAAAAGCACCUCUCAUCUAUUCUCACUACUAUUCAGAAUUUCACCAAGGUUGCUGCACCGGGAGGCAGAAGCAAACGCUUGUACGAAAUACAGGAGCAUUAUAUGUCAACUGAAUCAUGCCUAAAGGUGGAUGAAUCAGAUAGGGUGUUGGGUUAUGCUUCCAAGAAAGACUGCCACGAGGUUAUAGACGGUGCAACCCCACCUUUACACCGGGCCUUCAGCUUGUUCUUAUUUCGAAAACUUCAACCCUGCCUACCGGAUUCUCCUCUACAGCUACUUAUACAGCGUCGAGCUGCGUCGAAGUUUACCUAUCCGAAUCUGUGGUCUAACACAUGCUGCAGUCAUCCUAUUGUAAAUCUGCCGUCGGAGCUGGUUGAAGAAAAUGCCUUGGGGGUGAGAUUAGCAGCACAGCGGAAGAUCGAACACGAGCUAGGGAUGCGUUCUGAAUCCGUCGUCCCUUUAUCUUCCCUUCACUUCCUCACACGAUUCAUUUAUUCCGCACCAAAUGAACCGUCAGACAAUUCUCAGUGGGCUGAACAUGAGAUGGACUACAUUUUGGUCAGUAUUCUGGAUCCGAAAAUAGAUACAAACCUGGAAUCAGGCCUCGUCAAACUGAAUCCUGAGGAGGUCAGCGACGUCCAGUGGAUAGGGGAGGAUGAUCUACACAACAUAUUGUUGCCAACCGGUGUUGAAACUGAACAGCAGGCUGUUAGCAGCAACAACCAUUGUGACCUCAAACGACAAGAUUUCACCCCUUGGGUACGUGGUCUCGCCUCCUCAGGCUACCUCCGUCGAAUUUGGCGGUGGGCUGAGGAACACAGUGCUAAUCGCAGCCAUGCAAUGGACUGCGAAUCUAGUAGACCGGCUGUGUUCGACAAAGAAGCCAUCAUUCGUCUGGAUAACUUCUGCAAUACAAACCUGGAAUCAGGCCUCGUCAAACUGAAUCCUGAGGAGGUCAGCGACGUCCAGUGGAUAGGGGAGGAUGAUCUACACAACAUAUUGUUGCCAACUGGUGUUGAAACUGAACAGCAGGCUGUUAGCAGCAACAACCAUUGUGACCUCAAACGACAAGAUUUCACCCCUUGGGUACGUGGUCUCGCCUCCUCAGGCUACCUCCGUCGAAUUUGGCGGUGGGCUGAGGAACACAGUGCUAAUCGCAGCCAUGCAAUGGACUGCGAAUCUAGUAGACCGGCUGUGUUCGACAAAGAAGCCAUCAUUCGUCUGGAUAACUUCUGCAGUUAG